GUGGCAAGAAGUCUCUUACCUUCUUGAGCAAACGCGUAUGGAGGACACGAUCAGAAAUUGCGUCCCCGCCGCCUGUUAACCUCUGUGUCUCCCUGUCUGCCUCUAAAAUAUCUUACAUUUUCUCUCUAGACCUUCCGCAAAAGAAUCCCUAGUGAAAGACGAGCUCUAUCUUUCUCAGGAAGAAAAAUUAGUAGUAAUGGCAAAAUACAAGAGGCAGCAAUCUUAUAUCUCGGUCCCAUCUCAGAUAAUCAACUCUUUGUCACCUUCUUCCCUUCAAUCUCUCCUUGAAUCACCAAAGAAGUCAUCAAAGAAUAGCAGCAACAAGUUUUUUGGCAUCAGUUCGUACAGGAGCCCAAGACUUUGGUUCCUUACCCUCUUUUGCUUUGGCCUUUUUGGUAUGCUAAGGUUUGGGAUCAAGCCUGAGCCUUUGACCCCUUUCUCUUCAUUCCCAUGUUUCACAACCCAAUCACAAGUCUCUACUUCAAAUGGGUACUCAACGCCACAAGCAGCACUAGGUAAAAAGGAGGAGUUUUGGACCUCAAAAGGUUUUGCGAAAUCAGAGGUUGGUAUUGCCCCAAACAGUGGAAAGGGUGAUUCAAAGGCUUUGAUCUCAAAUGGGUAUGCAGAAAAGUCGGGUAAGGAUGAAGAGAAUGAGUUUUGGGAGCAGCCAGAUGGGAUGGGGUAUAAGCCUUGCUUGGAUUUUAGCAGGGAUUACAGGAGAUACAGUCAAGGGAUUGUCAAGAACAGGAGAAAGUAUCUACUGGUUGUGGUUUCUGGAGGAAUUAAUCAGCAAAAGAAUCAGAUUGUUGAUGCUGUGGUAUUUGCUAGGAUCCUUGGUGCUGCAUUGGUUGUUCCCAUCUUGCAAGUCAAUGUCGUUUGGGGCGAUGAAAGUGAGUUUUCUGAUAUAUUUGAUUUAGAGCACUUUAAGAAAGUUCUGGCCAAUGAUGUGCGGAUAGUUUCGUCAUUGCCUUCUACACAUAUAAUGACACGUCCAGUCGAGGAGAACCGUACUCCACUUCAUGUCUCCCCUCAAUGGAUUCGUGCUCGUUAUCUUAAGCGGCUUAACAGGGAAGGUGUUCUGCUCUUACGAGGUCUCGACUCUAGGCUCUCUAAAGACCUCCCUUCGGAUCUUCAAAAGCUACGAUGCAAGGUUGCCUUUCAUGCAUUGAGAUUCGCUCCCAAAAUCUUGGAGCUUGGCAACAAGCUUGCUGAAAGAAUGCAUAGCAAGGGACCGUACCUUGCUCUUCACUUACGCAUGGAAAAAGAUGUAUGGGUGAGGACAGGCUGUCUUCCUGGGUUGGGUGACAAGUAUGAUGAGAUGAUAAACAAUGAGAGGAAACAACGGCCUGAGCUCCUAACUGCUAGAUCGAAUAUGACUUACCAUGACAGGAAGCUUGCUGGUCUCUGCCCCUUGAACGCAUUGGAGGUAACUAGACUCCUUAAAGCUCUAGCAGCUCCAAAAAAUGCGAGAAUAUACUGGGCUGGAGGGCUACCAUUAGGUGGCAAAGAAGCUUUAGAACCAUUAACCAAGGCAUUCCCUCAUUUUUACAACAAAGAAGAUCUUGCCUUGCCUGGUGAACUAAAACCUUUUGCAAACAAGGCUUCCUCUAUGGCUGCCAUUGAUUAUAUAGUUUCCGAGAACAGCGACGUUUUCAUGCCAUCGCAUGGGGGAAAUAUGGGCCAUGCACUUCAGGGACAGAGAGCCUAUGCAGGGCACAAAAAGUAUAUAACCCCAAACAAAAGACAGAUGCUCCAUCAUUUCCUGAAUACUUCUCUCCUCGAGCCAGAGUUUAACAGGAUCAUCAAGGACUUGCACCGUGAGUCCUUGGGGCAGCCAGAACUCAGGACUAGCAAAGCUGGGAGGGAUGUUACAAAGUACCCAAUCCCAGAGUGUAUGUGCAAUGAUUCACGUGCUCAUUCUGUUUUGUGAUUUAACGUUGAAUUGUUCACAUGCAACGAUGGCAAUGAAAGAGAUUGUGGCAUCAGAAUGAUUGAGAUUCCUUACUAAGUUCUGGAAACCUGAGCAUUUCGAACAACCCGAGGGCAAUGGAGAGCCUAUUUGAUGUUUCUUUGGACUGGCAUUUUGAAGGCUCACUUUGGUGAGUGCUACUCCUCCAUCUGCAAGCGUCUCGCAAUUUGUAUGUGAGCAUUUGAGGCAAAAUAUAUUUAUAUACAAGUAGAAUAGCACAUAAAUUUUAGCAUUCUUUAAUUCUUAAUAGGAUAUUUUUCCCUUUUUAAGGUUUUUUUUUUUUUUUUGGGAUACAGUGUAUCAUUGUUUGUACUACAUCUCCGAGUCUGAAAUCCAUACGUGUAAAUUCUAUAUAAAUAAAGCAAAUACCAUUGAUGAUCAA
Messenger RNA from Tripterygium wilfordii, 2351 nucleotides. RefSeq names its product O-fucosyltransferase 20-like. Bases 197 to 1930 code for a protein of 577 amino acids. Lineage: Eukaryota; Viridiplantae; Streptophyta; Magnoliopsida; Celastrales; Celastraceae. The record is from RefSeq and is a predicted model, not a curated record. Gene Ontology annotation, cellular component: cytoplasm. The transcript has 6 exons.